AUGCGCUUCCGGGGCGGGACGCCGACUUCCGGGCUCCUCCCACGUCCACACGCCUGGCAUUCAGUUGUGGCGACCAUGGGUGAGCCCUGUGGUGCCGUUCAGGCUUUCCUGAGCCAACACCCGAGCCUGCGGCUGCUCCCCGGCUCCGACAGGGUGCGCUGCGCCCUGACGGGCCACGAGCUGCCCUGCCGCCUGCCCGAGCUGGAGGUCUACACUCGCGGCAAGAGGUAUCAGCGGCUGGCGCGCGCCUCCCCGGCCUUCGACUACGCCGAGUUCGAGCCGCACAUCGUGCCUAGCACCAAGCACCCGCAUCAGUUGUUCUGCAAACUCACCCUGCGACACAUCAACAAGUCCCCAGAGCACGUGUUGAGGCACACCCAGGGUCAGCGGUACCAGAGAGCACUGCAGAAAUAUAAGGAGUGUCAGAAGCAAGGUGUAGAGUUCGUCCCUGCCUGCCUGCUGCACAAGCGUAAGAGGGAAGCCCAGAUGAAUGGGGACCAGCUGAAGGGCACCUUCUGGCAGCCACAAUCCAGUGACGAGGAAGCGGCCCUGAGUGACGACAGCAUGACAGACCUGUACCCACCUGAGCUCUUCACCAAAAAGGACCUAGAAGGGCCUGAGAACAGAGGUGACACUGAUGACUUCUUGAUGGACCAGGAGGACGAGAAGCCAAGGUCCCCAGGAGGGAAGAGCCCCAGGGAGAUGGAAGUGGUUUGUGAGCAGAUCCCUAAGCGCAAGAAGAAGCAACGGGGAUUGAUGACCAAGAAGCUCAAGAGCCGUCACCGCGGGCCGAAGAGCUUAGGUGCCUUCAAGCAGGCACGUUAGGAAGGACCGCAGAGAAGGCCUAGUGUCCUCGGACCAUCAGCCACUCACCGCUGCCCCUGAAGUGGGGCUGAGGGGUCAGCUCUGUACCCUGGGAAGUAGCAGGGGUGCUAUGCCCACGCUCCUCAGGUCUUAGGCCUCAGGUGCAGCCGGGGUGAGCAGCUCGCUGCAGCACCCAGGCCAGACACUGUGGGGUCAUGCCGCUUACACAAAUGCCUUAUUUAUUUUGAAGUUUCCAAAAAGUCAAACACAACUAAGAUAUAAAAUACAGCAUAAAAAUGAUUUAUACCUAUUCCCACGUAAAGUAAAAGCAUUUUCAGAAACGGUUUUGCCGAAACCAAUGGGCAGAUCCAACCCCACCCACCCACUGCCCCAAGGCCGCAAAGCUGGCUUCAGACUUGCACUUGGCCCCAGGCUGGCCUCCCACCACCCAACCCACAGUUCCAGAGAAACUGCCCUGCCCAGCCUCAUCCAAAGGGACCUUGCUGUGCUCCAGGGAGGGACAUCAUGGGGGUAUGGGCCCUGUGGCCUGAAGCCACUGCUGGGUCUCACACAUGGGAGGCUCAGUGCCAAUCACAAGGAAACAACCAAGGGAGAAGUGUCAGCUGCUGGCGGGGCUACCACUGUCCCCUCAGCACUGCCAAUAGUGGCUUUGGGGAUGCACCUUGGCUGCAAAUGUACUUUGCAGCCCUGGUCCUUCCCAGGGCUGUGGGCCUGGUCACUGUCCCUAAGGGGCCUGGGGAAGCCUUGAAAGGUCCCAGCCCCCCUGUGGCAUUUGCUACCAUGCAGAUAAGCAGAACCACAGCAUUGGCCCCGCCCCCCUAAAAAGAGGACACAGUGUAAGGCAAUGUUAGAAAACUUUAAAUACAGGACUGAGACCAGAUCGGUAAGGCAUCACAAACUGUGAGACAUAAUCUCGGACAAAACUGGAGCAAGCAACAGCCUCGGGGACGUGACUCGGCUGCUGGGGCAUCCAGGCCUGGCUCUGAAGGUCAGGUGAGGUAACUGGGCUGCGCCCAUGGGGCCACUGCUCCCCAAGCUGAUUCAGUGGUGGGGCUGGCCAUCCUAUAUGCAGCCUCCUGACCGGUGCACCACAGGACAGGACAGUGGCAGCGACCCAAGGGUGUGUGGCCUCAGCCUCGAGCCAUUGUACAUUGGGGUAUGUGUCACCCAGGAUCAGAGCCCAGCUGAGCGUAUGAAUGUGGCAUCACCAGCAGCCUGGGUUGCCCCUGCAAUACUGCCUCGCUCCUUGGCUCCAGAGCUCCUAGGAGGUCUUCAGUGGCUGAGCAGGAAAGGAACUACAAUUCGAGGGCAGAGCAGUGUGGAUACCACUGGUGCGGUUCUAACCCAGGGCGCUGAGCUGGGAGAUGUCUGCAGGGCCCACCCGAGACGUGUAGUUUGAGCAAAGAAUGUAAACUGAAGAAACGAGGGAGACUGCUCUGUCCAGCUGGAAGGCCCUCACCCCAAAAAGGACUCAAAAACAGGGCUGGGGGGCCAUGACCCAGCAUGCCACUCGCUCCGAGCCUGGGCAGGGCCGAUCGUCCAUCCGGCAGGCCGCACUCAGCAGUCAGUACCAGACUGGUUCCAGAGCAGACUUGUCCCAUCGGUUUUCAGGGUCUGUAAAUAAAGUUCUCAAAACAUCGGUGCCUUUACCAAGGGGAGGGAGGGGAGGAAACAAAUGCUGGCAGCUUCUCGGCUCCACCCUGAACCAGUCCUCGAUGGCUGGGUCUUGGCCGGGUAGGGCAGGGACCUGUCGGUUACCAUUCCUUCUUCUUCUCAUCCAUGGAGACGCCCCCUGGGCCCAGCGCCACCACCAGGAGCAAGCCUCCAAUCACCGACAUGGUCUGGAAGAAGUCGUACUUGAGGAAGUCGUGCAUGGGCUUAUAGACAGGAAUGGUCCAGAAGGCGUUGAAGUACACGUUGAUGGCAAACAGCCAGAUGACAAGAGUCAAAGCCGCCAGCUUGGUUUUAAAACCAAUGGCCACUAAGAUCAUCAGCGCUGUGCCCACAAUGUUCUGGACAAU
Messenger RNA from Cavia porcellus (domestic guinea pig), 2846 nucleotides. RefSeq names its product surfeit 2 (gene Surf2). NCBI's taxonomy places the organism in Eukaryota, Metazoa, Chordata, Mammalia, Rodentia, Caviidae. Bases 1 to 825 code for a protein of 274 amino acids. The transcript has 6 exons. The record is from RefSeq and is a predicted model, not a curated record.